This is a messenger RNA of Electrophorus electricus (electric eel), 1737 nucleotides long. Lineage: Eukaryota; Metazoa; Chordata; Actinopteri; Gymnotiformes; Gymnotidae. The record is from RefSeq and is a predicted model, not a curated record.
UUCUCUUGUUGACUAGCCAGCAAUAUCAAUAGAACGCUGUGUGAUCAAAUUAUCUUAGCCAGCGAUCAAUAUUUAGGAAUACGUCGUUGAAUCAGCCAGCUAGCUACUUAUAGCUAGUUUUACUGGUAAACAUGCAGAAGUAUGAAAAACUAGAAAAGAUUGGAGAGGGUACCUAUGGGACUGUCUUUAAAGCUAAAAACAGAGAGACACACGAGAUCGUGGCCUUGAAAAGGGUUAGACUGGAUGAUGAUGACGAGGGUGUUCCAAGUUCAGCCUUAAGAGAAAUAUGCCUCUUGAAAGAGCUGAAGCAUAAAAACAUUGUGAGGUUACACGAUGUUCUACACAGUGAUAAAAAGCUGACAUUAGUGUUUGAGUACUGUGACCAGGAUCUAAAGAAAUAUUUUGACAGCUGCAAUGGAGACUUGGAUCCAGAGAUUGUAAAGUCUUUUAUGUACCAGUUACUGAAAGGACUAGCCUUCUGCCACAGUCGCAAUGUUCUACACCGGGACCUGAAGCCACAAAACCUGCUCAUCAACAGGAAUGGUGAACUUAAGUUAGCUGACUUCGGUUUGGCUCGAGCAUUUGGAAUUCCGGUUCGGUGCUACUCUGCUGAGGUGGUCACAUUGUGGUACAGGCCUCCAGAUGUUUUGUUUGGUGCCAAGUUGUACUCUACCUCAAUUGACAUGUGGUCAGCUGGAUGCAUAUUCGCAGAGCUGGCAAAUGCAGGUCGACCACUUUUUCCAGGCAAUGAUGUCGAUGACCAGCUGAAGAGGAUUUUUAGAUUGCUGGGCACACCAACAGAGGAACAGUGGCAGACCAUGACCAAGCUUCCAGAUUAUAAGCCAUAUCCAAUGUACCCUGCAACCACAUCACUCGUGAAUGUUGUCCCUAAACUUAGUAGCACGGGACGGGACCUUCUACAAAAUCUUCUAAAAUGCAAUCCAGUGCAGCGGAUUUCAGCAGAGGAGGCACUGCAACACCCAUACUUUGCAGAUUUCUGCCCACCAUAGUAUCAUAAUCUCUGGAACCUCUCUCUUCAGAAUGGACCAGCGCAGUCAUACCUCACAAAUCCCCCUGAAACUCUUCCAGUUUUCAUCUACCCUUUCUGCAACAAGUUCAUAUGGCUGUCACAGAAUAACAUGUCUGAAGAGGUUUUGGCCAUUCAUAGUUGGUCAAGUUUAUUGCCAAAUGUUCUUUCUACAAAUAAUGAUGAAAGCAAGAUAAGAUUUGUGAAUAAUUGAAGGGUUGCUGACCAGCCUAUCAAAUGGUUGUGUACAGAAAGUUUUUAGGCAAAAUAGAAUUCUCACCUCCCGCCCUGCACCUCGGAGUAUUCGUCAUUUAACUCUGUGUUUUCGGCCCAUUUUCCCUCUAUAAUGUGUAAAAGUGUCAAUAAGCUUUAGGUAUAAAGCAUUUUAAGUAAUAUUUAGUCUAGCUUUCUCUAACCUUAUUUUGAAAUGGUUUCAUUUCAUCAUUUCAGUGCACACGCCAUGUUGCAAACUGACAUUCAGUAGAAUUACAUGGUAGGUUUUUAUCACGUCAGCCCCUGGUAAGGGCUAAGCAAUGCUACAUGAAGUGGACCACACAAGCAGAGCCUACAUUCUAAAUAGCCUGAGUUGCACAUAUACCUAGAACGUAUGUAGCAUAGUGUAAUAUUAACACUGGAAUCAUUCCACGCUUCCUAUUUUAGCCUAAGAAAGUCUUGGUCCUGCCUAAAAAAGGUGAACAUUGUGAACCUGC